CUAAUUCUUAUGCAUGUUUUCCUCCUCUCUUUUCCAAGUUUCCAUGAUAUAUGUCCAUCAUCUCUGCUCUCACUCAGCCUCAACGCUCUGUUCUUCCUCCCUUGUUUCCAUCCACUCGCUCUCAUUAAGCCAUCUCCUUUCCCUUUCACCCAUGUCAGCACUAGAUCUCAGCAAGGCCAUCCUUCUGGACUUGUGACCACCAAUGUUUCACAACCAAGUGACUUGCAAUGGACUGCCUUCCUCCUUCUUCCCUCCAAACUUCUUGUUACCCCAUGAAGAGGGCCACCAGCCCCCAGCUUCUCUUGGGCCCCUGCUCCCCACUAAUCCACAGGACUUCAGAGGUGUGGCCACAAUGCUGGGGAAGAGGUCCAUGUCGUUCUCCGGCAUCGAGGCCUGUGAGGAGAUGAAUGCGGAGGAUGACCUCUCCGAUGAUUGCUCGCAUGUGGGGGAGAAAAAGAGGAGGCUGAACUUGGAGCAGGUAAGGACGCUGGAGAGGAAUUUUGAGAUGGGGAACAAGCUCGAGCCAGAGAGGAAGAUGCAAUUGGCCAGGGCUCUCGGGCUGCAGCCAAGGCAGAUUGCCAUAUGGUUCCAGAACAGGAGGGCCAGGUGGAAGACCAAGCAAUUGGAGAAGGACUAUGAUGCCCUCAAGAGGCAGUUUGAGGGUAUCAAAGCUGAGAAUGACGCCCUCCAAGCCCAGAACGAGAAGCUUCACGCUGAGAUUUUGGCACUUAAAGGCAGAGAAACGACUGAGCCCAUCAACCUCAAUAAAGAAACCGAGGGAUCUUGCAGCAACAGGAGUGAGAACAGCUCUGACGUCAACUUAGAUAUCUCAAGAACACAAGCCACCGAUAGCCCUUCAAAUCCCCACCAAAGCAGGCCUUUUUUCCCAUCAUAUAGAUCCCCAAGUGUUGCCCAACUCCUCCAUGGCUCCUCCAAAGCAGAGGCCCAAUGCCCCAAGAUCGAGCACGGCAUCCAAGAGGAGAACUUUAACAUGUUCUGCAGCAUAGAAGAUCAAACUGCCUUCUGGUCAUGGUCAGAGCAGCACAAUUUCCGCUGAUACAUUUCAGCUACUCUUCUUCUGGUCGUCCAUUAAGCACUGCAUGAUUAUCAUUGUUCUCCCAUGCACGACAAAUUUUCCGGCUGCUUACGAUGAUGAGAUUAACAUUUGCCUUUGCUCUUGGUGUUGGAAGAAUGAAGCUGGCGAAUCGAAUUAAACCAUGAAGAAGGUGCUAAGGGAAUAAGAAGUUCUUAAUGUUUGUAGUUUUUUUUAAGCUAGUUCAUCUGUUGUUAUGAGAUGGAACUUAGUUCAUAUAGGUUUUAGUGAUGGUCUAUGGCUCCUCCAUGGACCAUGAAAUAAUGGCGAUUUUUCUCCGUAUACCAUUGUACUCCUUUCGUUCAACUGUUUGAAGAAAGUGUGAUGGAUUUAAAAUUCA
This is a messenger RNA of Phoenix dactylifera (date palm), 1433 nucleotides long. Its product is annotated as homeobox-leucine zipper protein ATHB-13-like. Gene Ontology annotation, cellular component: nucleus. Gene Ontology annotation, molecular function: DNA-binding transcription factor activity, RNA polymerase II-specific; sequence-specific DNA binding. Gene Ontology annotation, biological process: positive regulation of DNA-templated transcription. The record is from RefSeq and is a predicted model, not a curated record. NCBI's taxonomy places the organism in Eukaryota, Viridiplantae, Streptophyta, Magnoliopsida, Arecales, Arecaceae.